Molecule: messenger RNA, 1925 nt
Organism: Daldinia caldariorum
Lineage: Eukaryota; Fungi; Ascomycota; Sordariomycetes; Xylariales; Hypoxylaceae
Exons: 2
Coding region: 624-1460 (278 amino acids)
Biological process (GO): regulation of transcription by RNA polymerase II
Cellular component (GO): nucleus
Molecular function (GO): RNA polymerase II transcription regulatory region sequence-specific DNA binding; DNA-binding transcription activator activity, RNA polymerase II-specific
Source: RefSeq, a predicted model, not a curated record
UUUCUAAUUUGGAAUUAGAUAAAAUCAGAUAAUAAUUUUUUACCUCUCCCAAAAUACUCGGGUCCUUUUUUCAGUUUAUCAAUUGCUUCUUAAAUGUGUGGUGUUAAAACAUAACUCUGUAAUAAAUAGAGUUACAUUUACAUAUUUGUGUAGGAGCACAUGUAAGAAGUGCAUAGGUUAGGUAUGUGUAUAAGAAAGUGUAUACUGACUAAUACCGAUUACGAAGGAAAGAGGGGCAAGAGCCCAUUCCCUAAAACGUCAACCGAGCGUCAGCUGUUAUUAAGUUAUUAUAGGCGCCCCAUCGGUCGAAAUCGGUUGUGUCUAGCAGCAAACUAGCUUUUGUCCGGCGGUCCUUUGACCCACCGUAACAACUUUUGAAGUACUUUUUCUUCCGAGCCACCAACUAAUUCUAACUUUUACAUCUUCAUACAAAUCCCACCCGCCGUCAUCACUCCCGAUCUAAAUAUUGUCAAAACGCUCAAGCGAAUUUAACAGUUAUAUCGGUCACAGACCACCGCUUUGAUUUCAAGCAGUAACGGUGGUGGCAGCAUCCCGGUUCGACUCUAUCGAACGUCGAAAGCUCCCGUGAACUCGCUAGAAAAAAAAAAAAAAAAGAGAAAAAGAUGCCGCCGAGUUACUCGAGUCGGCGCGGCCAGGCCGUGAACGUGUCACAGCUAUUACAGGACCUUAACAGGGUCCCAGAGCCUCCUGCAGUACCAGAGGAGAACCUACGAAACCUCGACGAUGAACUCGCCAUGUUCACUAAUACCAACUUUAUCGAUUGGGAUGCAAACGAGAGCCACCAACAGCAACAACAGCAACAAUCGUCAAGUGUCAGUGUAGAUACGCAGUCGACGACGUCGCCUACAGAUGACGGAUCCGGACCAAUGGGAGGAGAUUUAGCAGGAUUUGACUUCAACCUGCCAGGAGAUUUCAACGGGUUUGACUUCCACCCUUAUUCAACGCCGAAUGUCUCGGCCUUUUCAGACAACCUGGGGAAUCUACAACCUAUUCAGCCCUCGCCAACUUUCCCUCCCAAUGGUUCGCCGCAGAGCGCCUACGGCCCAUCAAUCCCCCAGACGGGUGACAAGCGAAAGUCUGCUGAUCCCGCCGUCCCACCCCGCCGGCAGCUGUCCUUCGAGGAGCAGUCGCGGUUAGCCGCGGAAGAGGACAAGCGUAGACGGAACACGGCUGCCAGCGCCAGAUUCCGCAUCAAGAAGAAAGCUCGUGAGCAGGCCCUUGAAAAGCGCGAGAAGGAGUUGAGUGAGAAGGUCGGGACUCUCGAGGGACGGAUUCAAACGUUAGAAACCGAAAACAAGUGGUUAAGAGAACUUGUCAUGGAAAAGACGGGCGGAAAUGAGACGCUUAUCUCUACACUAUUGGAAAAGCACAGUGAGAGGAAACCGGCCGGCAAAGAGUCAGAAAGCAGUGCGAAGACGGAAGCCGAGAAGGCCUCGUAGAGUUUACUCAGCAUAAUGAUACCAUUGAAACAUUGAUGAUGGCGUUACGGGGAAAUCAUAUCGGUUGCUUACCGUUUGGGGGGGCGGCGGAAGUUUUGAGGAUAUAUCACGUCUGAUUUUGAAGCAAUUUUUGCAAAGGUCUACCGGCCUAAUAUAAGAUUUUGAGGGUAAAACACCCUACUCCUAAACAUGACUAUGCCUAGUUUCUACCUAGUAAGUUGGCAUUGCCGUGGUAUGAGUUUUCAGAUUAUCCCCAUGAUCAUCUCAUUGUGGUGUUUUUGCACGAUGUCAAGAAUAUCGUUAGGUGAGUGAGGGCAUAUGAGGCUCCCUCGACUUCAUUGGCGUAUUGAAAGCCUGUCAUCUUUUUGUUUAGCGCUUCGGCAAAUCUGUUCCUUUACGGGUUAACCCCCUUACGAUUGCUUAUAAAUACAAAGAUUGUUACUACCCAUUAUGCUAUAGGUUGUC